Molecule: messenger RNA, 1271 nt
Organism: Mangifera indica (mango)
Lineage: Eukaryota; Viridiplantae; Streptophyta; Magnoliopsida; Sapindales; Anacardiaceae
Product: chaperone protein DnaJ-like
Exons: 7
Coding region: 208-858 (216 amino acids)
Source: RefSeq, a predicted model, not a curated record
AUAACAUAGUCUCCAGUUUUAUGUCUUCUGGAGGCUUCUUGCGUUUACGCUUGUUUUUACCUGGGAGAGAAACAGAGGGAAACAAUAAAGAAAAAAUAUUUCUGUUCUCUCUUUUCUCUCCAACACAACUUAACCAUUUGAUGUUGAGUUUGAUGACGAUGUAGGCUUUGUAAUUCUAUAAGGUGUGUUGUUUUUAGAUACAGAAAAAUGGCUAAUGGAGAAGAAAAAAGCAAUGACUUUUAUGCAGUUUUGGGAUUGAAUAAAGAAUGCACGGCAACAGAGCUGAGGAAUGCCUAUAAGAAACUUGCACUGAAAUGGCACCCAGAUCGCUGUUCAGCUACGGGAAAUUCAAAGUUUGUUGAGGAAGCCAAGAAGAAAUUUCAGGGAAUUCAACAAGCCUAUUCUGUUUUAUCUGACGCCAACAAGAGGUUUCUGUAUGACGUAGGUGUGUAUGACAGUGAUGAUGACGAUGAUCAAAAUGGAAUGGGUGAUUUCUUGAAUGAAAUGGCUUGCAUGAUGAGCCAAACAAAGACUAGUGAAAAGGGGGAAGAGAGUUUUGAGGAAUUGCAGGAGUUGUUUGAAGAGAUGUUUCAAGGGGACGUUGAGGCUUUCCGUUCUAGCCGUCAGGAUUCUAGUUCAUGUUCUACUUCUUCGUCGAUGUAUGUAUCUUACAAUGAUGGUUCAAACUCAAACAAGCGCAGUUCAUCAGAAAUGACUUCUGGGAAGACAAAUGCAGAGGGCUCUUGUAGUUUCAAUGCUCAUUUUCAGAGUUUCUGUUUUGGGACUGGUGGAGCUCCGGCAAAAUUUCAUGAAGGGGAAGGGAGUAGGAAGAGGAAUUCCAGGAGGCAGCGGCAGUAGCCAAUGACACAGCAAAAAAGAAAAAAAUCAUGUUUCGUCUGGCUAUAAUCUCUCCUUCCACGAUCAUUCAACUAUUUCUGCUUUAUAAUUCAACCCCAACAUUUGGGCCAAACUUAGCAUAUUAACUUAAUGUCACACAAGGUGAAGCGAUGGAAGUCUUCAUGACCAAUGCAGACUUACGGUUGGAGAAAGCUUGAAUCAUUGCAUGGAGGACCCAGAACACCAUGGAUACUGAAGCAAAGCUAUAAACACCAUAAUUUGUGUGCCAUGGUUCUCUUGCUUGAGGGUUUAGCUCAAUAGGAAGCUGAUGAUUGUAAGAGCUUAUCAAACGUUUGAUAAUUUAGCUAAGUUUUCCUGCCGUUUAUAUUUUCAUUUAAACUCUCCAAAGUUAUCCUACAAUAAGUUUUUAUAUA